This is a messenger RNA of Malaya genurostris, 1746 nucleotides long. RefSeq lists its product as uncharacterized. Bases 1 to 1746 code for a protein of 581 amino acids. The record is from RefSeq and is a predicted model, not a curated record. Lineage: Eukaryota; Metazoa; Arthropoda; Insecta; Diptera; Culicidae. The transcript is spliced from 4 exons.
AUGAAUAUAUCUUCGAAAACUGGUUUGAUUGCAAGCCCUCGGAAGCGAAUUAUUCGUCCAAAACCAGAGUUUGAUCCAGCUAUUUUAGCACCGUGUGCGAUUACUCGGCAAGUUCCCCUGGCGCUGCGCCCUUUUGGUGGAUUAUAUAAUCCAUACUCUAAGGGAUGUUCUGUUCUGUGUAAUCAUCCGGCCGCCCAAGAGGUUAAAAACGUAGUUAGACUAGCCAAAGACGCUUGGAUCAACGAAGUUAGGACUGUACACAAUGAGAAGUUGGCUCGGAAGGCUGAUGGUCCUGAUCGUAUGCUGUCCAAGGAUUCCGAUCUACCGGAGCACGUACCGGAGGAGUUUUUCCGACGAUAUACAGAUACCGAUUCUCGACCAUUGACUCCAACACCUACCGUUGCUAGUGGACGAACCCGAGCGAGUAUAGGAGGUUCCCAUAUGACACGACGCUGUGUGACACCGGAGCCGCAAACCCAAAAUUUGCAAGAACGGAAACAAUUGAUUUUGGAUCUGCGACGAAGUCAUAGUCAGGAAACGCUGUACUGGAAUGCUUCAUCGGAAUUAUCGCCUAGCCAGCUGCAAGAUCCUUCCUGGAUGCAGCAUCAUUGCCAAGUUCCGCAAACCGUUGACGAAGAACGUGUUCUUGGGGAAGAAGCAGAAUCGGACAAAGAAGGAGCAAAACCUACUCCAAUGACCUGUAUCAAUGCAAUGGAAGAUGGCGAGGAAGAUCCUCCAAGAAGACGGGGAAAAAGACGAAAAAAGUCGAAACAAUUAACGCAGACUAUUAGUUUUACACCAAAUCAAGAUCCGGAGACUCAAGUUGCUACGAUCGAACCGGACUCUCCCAACUAUUCCACACGCCCUUCUCUGAUACCGACCGGUCGAAGCCUAUUUAGCUCGACAGAGACACUUCCGAAGGCAACCAUGGAAGAACCUGUCGAAUACAUCGAGUGUUUCCUAGAUGAUGAAGCACUUUGUUUACUAAGACGUGGUUUGAAUAUCGAUAUUGUAGAAGCAGUAUUUGAUCGCUAUAAAUCCCGCGCCAUGAUGGAAGCAUUCCGUACGGCCACUAUUGAUAAACUGAACUUUCAAACAACAGCCGUUAAACAGCUUCAAGAUACCAUGGAUAUACACGACAUAGAUCACGACAAAUGGAUCGACUUACCCCGUAAAUACUCCAGAUCAUCGGCCCGUUUCGAGUUGCCGAUGGACACCAGAACACUUUCAACGAUGACCCCUAUCGAGUACCUCAAACGCCAUGUGGUACUUUGUGACGACCGCAAGAAGCUGUACCACCGAAUAUUCGUUCGAAACUUGCCGGUCGACGAUACCCAAGCAGUACAAGAAUCGUUCGACAACGACUCCAUCCCUGAAAACGAAACUCGUAUCCCAAUCGAGGGCAUCCGCAAUCUGCUUGCCGAUGUCACCCGUGUCAUCCCAAUGAUAAACUUCGACAAAGCUAUGCAUGAAGCACUCGGAUUUCAUGGCACAUCCGAGAAGAUUUACGAAAUACGUGAUCUGUUGGAAUUGAAUUAUGAGUACUACCAAGAAAUACCAAUCGAUUUCCGAUCCUGGUGUGGAAUCGUGGCCUUCGCUGAGCGGUACAUCAUCACGCACAAUCGUAAUUCCGAUCCAUGCAACGAGUUGGAAAUGGUUGAUUUUGAGUCGCUCGAACGUCGCAUUCGGUCUUCGAAGCCAUCGGAAAAUCUGGAAAAGGUAUUGCGUAUCAUUAAAAAUAAUUAA